This is a messenger RNA of Ogataea philodendri, 1215 nucleotides long. RefSeq lists its product as uncharacterized. Gene Ontology annotation, biological process: transcription initiation at RNA polymerase II promoter; transcription by RNA polymerase II. The transcript has a single exon. Lineage: Eukaryota; Fungi; Ascomycota; Pichiomycetes; Pichiales; Pichiaceae. The record is from RefSeq and is a predicted model, not a curated record. Gene Ontology annotation, cellular component: transcription factor TFIIF complex. The coding region runs from base 1 to 1215 and encodes 404 amino acids.
AUGAGCUCGCUUCCUUCUGCCAAGCCGGCAGAGCCUUCUGGCGAUGCAGAGCGGCCCGCUUACGACGUGACCUACGACGAGGAUGAGCUGCCUGUUCCUGACGGAAUCGCGGAGGUCAACGAGGCCCAGCUCGAGGCCAACGGCGAGUCGUUGAAUCUCGACAUGUCUAAGGCAAACAGUCAGGUUUGGCUGGUCAAGCUGCCGCCAGGACUCGCAGAUAUCUGGAAAAACGACAAAACGCUUGCUGGUCGCCAGCUGGGCAACAUCAAAAUCCAACAGGGCGUUUCUCCAGCCAAAAUUAUGCUUGAACUCAACGACCAUCUCCCGGAACACAAGAAAAUAGACAAAGAAUACGAGCUCAAGAUGAUCAAGCAUGUGGUGGAAAACGAGUACGCCUUCAGCGAGGCCGAAUUGACCCAGUUUAAGAGCCAGGCAGAGACCAGAACAGAAUUGGCCCAGAUGCCAGAUCAACCAACGCUGAACCCGUUGGACGGAGAAGAUGUUGAGGAGCCUGCUCAGUGGUCGACGGCCAAAGCGCCUACACGGACGUCGUACAUUCCAGGGUCGCGGGCGUAUGAUGAUGACGAGACCGACGAGGCCAAGAAGUUUCUGCCGUUUGCGAAAACGAUUCCUAAAAAGACUGCUCUGGUGGGUAAGGUUGUUCACGAGUGUCAGGUGAUACCAACCAAGUUGUCGACAAACAACCGGUUGAAGUUGAUGGAACAGAAGCGGAGACUGGCCCAGAUGGUGAAGAGAAAGACCAUCACGUACAUGAAAGAUGCAAACGCAGGAGUUCUACAAGGCAGAACAGGGCCAAACCUGCAGAUCGGGUCGACGAUCCAACUUUCGCGGGAGCUGGCUGCCAAGAAAGAGCAACAACGGCUGGAGGGCCGUGCUUCGCGUAUGAACAGAGACCAGUUGAUGAAGGUGCUGUUCAAUCUGUUCAACGAGUACGAGUACUGGACACUGAAGGGAAUAAGAGAAAAGACGAACCAGCCAGAGGCAUAUUUGAAGGAUUGUUUGGAGAACAUUGCCGUUAUGGAACGCAAGGGAACCUACGCCUUGAAGUACCGGCUGAAGGACGAGUAUAAGAAGAGCAGAGAGGUUGAAAGAAAAGAGAAGCAAGGAUUUGGAGAUUUGGAAUUGGACGACAAGAACGACCAGGAUGAUGACGAUGACGAUGAUGACGAUAUCGAGAUGGAAGACAUUGCCUGA